UCCUUCCCAUUUCCCCCCUCAUUAUUCUUCCAUUACUUUAAAUUACUUUGCAGCCCCUUUCGGUUUUCUUGAGCUGCAGUUUUCCUCCAAGAUUCUCAACGAUGAGAUCUCUAAAUGGCGGAGCCAAAAUGAUCUCCUCAAAACUCAAAAAGUCCUCCAAAUUCCUCGACCUAUUGAACUCCGACCCAAACGAGGACGACUCUCCCAGAACCAGCACCAACUCCGACCACUCAAAUUACCAAACUAGCCUCGAGAACUCCCCCUACAUGUCCCCCUUCAUCAAAUCUCCGUGGACCCAAAUCGCCCCUCUCUCCGUCGACGAGCCCUCCACUGGCCUCAUCGGGUCCCUGAUUCGAGAAGAAGGGCACCUGUACUCAAUUGCUGUUUCGGGCGAGCUUCUAUACACCGGAUCCGACAGUAAGAAUGUUCGGGUUUGGAAAAACUGGUCGGAGUUUUCCGGGUUCAAAUCCGGUAGCGGACUCGUGAAGGCGAUUAUCUUAUCAGGUAACAAAAUCUUCACGGGGCACCAGGACGGCAAGAUCCGAAUAUGGAAAAUCUGCUCGAAAGAUCCGUCUUCUUACAAACGGGUCGGGUCUCUUCCGAGGUUGAAGGAUUUCAUCAAGAGCUCCAUUAACCCGUCAAGCUACGUUCAAGUUCGUCGCCAUCGAAACUCCGUCUGGAAUCGACAUUUCGAUGCGGUUUCUUGCCUCAGUCUCGAUGAAGAAGCGGGUCUUCUUUAUUCGGGUUCGUGGGAUAAGACGAUGAAAGUUUGGCGGGUUUCGGAUUCCAAGUGUUUGGAAUCCGUUAUCGCCCACGACGACGCAAUCAAUUCCGUGGCCGUUGGAUUCGAAAACCUUGUGUUUAGGGCGUCGGCCGAUGGCAACGGUCAAAUGUGGAGGCGGGAGUUCAACGGCCGGCUGUGCGACGUGAUGGUGAAAGUUCUAUUGAGACAAACGACGAGCGCGGCUCUCUGCGGACGGCGCUGGGCGGUGCGCGGGGAAGAGGCCGGAGUUGUUACCUGUGGGUCCUUCGAUGGUCUGGUCAACUUUUUGGAGAGGGGCGAGCGAGCGUUUGCCCACGGUGGGGUGCUUCCGCGGGAAAACAAGUUGGCCGUAUUGUGCCUGCGCCGACGGCGGAGAUGUUUGGUGAUCAGUGGGUCCGCUGACAGGAGCAUAAGGGUUUUGGAAGAGGAUGAGGGUGUGGCGCCACGAAUAGGGGUGCUGCUGCUGACUGGGCAUGUGGGGCCCAUUAAGUGCUUGGCGGUGGAGAAGGGAGGGGACUGUGGGCCGGAGGGGCGGAGUUGGGUGGUCUACAGUGGGAGCCUUGAUAAGUCCGUUAAGGUUUGGAGGGUGGCCGAGAGGGGGAAGGAGCCGCACGUGACGAGGACGGAUCAGCACGUGAUUGGCGAGUUUGAGACGAGGUACUGAGGGGUGCGCACGUGUGGGAGAUUAUCGGGGUAUGAUCAAGUGUUGUUAACUAGUUAAGUUGUAAAUUAUGGAUUAUUAAGAUAUGGUCAGCUGUUUGUCGACGUAGGUAAAUCUGGUGAUUUUGUAAAGAAAAUUGUGAACUGAAAAUUUGAGCGCUUGCUCUUCUGAAUCACUGAUGGAUGCUUUAUUUUUC
Messenger RNA from Asparagus officinalis (garden asparagus), 1620 nucleotides. Its product is annotated as protein JINGUBANG-like. The record is from RefSeq and is a predicted model, not a curated record. Gene Ontology annotation, molecular function: protein binding. Lineage: Eukaryota; Viridiplantae; Streptophyta; Magnoliopsida; Asparagales; Asparagaceae.